GCGUGCUAACCAUUUGACGUGUGGAAGUUACGCGUUUUCGCGCCAAAACGCGCACAACUGUUCGACUGUCAAAUUUUGAAUUUCGAUCUUUGUUUUCUUUUGUGCCUGUCGCUUUUCGGUUUAUAAGUGUAGUGAUUUUUUUUUUGUGAAUUUUCUUGACAGCUGUGUUUUGAAAUUUGAUGUUCAAUUUUUCCUAAUGGUGUUUUUGUCAAGGUAUUAUCUUUAGAUAAUGGCUGAUAACAAAAGAUACACGGAUGCAAAACGCUACGAUUGGACGCCGAGUAGGUAGUGUUUAAAAAUCGAACAAAUUUGUGAUUCCUACGUGCGAUUCCAAAUUCAAAACAGUGUUUCGGUUCCAAUUUAAAUUCAAAUUCGAAAGUGUAGUUCUAAUUUCCAACCUUUUCUGUUUCGAUGAUUAAAAAGAUUCUUAUUUCAAAUUGCUAAAUUUUGUUCAUAAUUUUUUUUGAACGAAAUUAUAAAGUGAAGUGAUUAAGGACUUAGUUAAGUGCAAAGUGUAAGUGAUAAGUGUUAAUUUCUGAGUGUAUGAUGAGUGCCAAUGCCGACUAUGGAUGAGCCUCAGACCAUACAUAAAACCUGCGUGAGGGUGAAUUCUCCUGAAGAUGAAGAGUCCAGGGACGAGGUCGACGCUGAAUUACCAAAGAAAAACCCUUUUAUACGGGGUUCAGAUCCGCGGGUUGCGACGUGCCGCGGCCGCCUUCAGACCAGGCGCUGUCAGCUCAACCAGGAGAUCAACAAGGAGUUGAGGCUGCGAGCCGGUGCUGAGAACUUGUUCAAGGCCACAACUAACCGAAAACUGCGGGAGACGGUAGCCCUGGAGCUGAGCUUCGUCAACUCCAACCUUCAGCUGCUGAAGGAACAGCUGGCCGAGCUCAACUCCUCGGUGGAACUGUACCAGAAUGACAGCAAAGAAUGCGUAAUGCCAAUGAUCCCAUUGGGACUGAAGGAGACUAAGGAAGUAGAUUUCCGGGAGCCGUUCAAGGAUUUCAUUCUUGAGCAUUACAGCGAAGAUGCCGCCGCUUAUGAGGAUGCCAUCUCGGAUUUCAUGGAUAUGAGACAAGCGAUGCGCACUCCGGUCCGGUCUACGGCGGGCGUAGCUCUGCUAUUCAAGUAUUACAACCAGCUGUACUUCAUUGAGAGGAGGUUCUUCCCCCCAGACAGGUCUUUGGGGGUCUACUUCGAGUGGUUUGAUUCGUUAACCGGAGUCCCGUCUUGCCAAAGGACAGUCGCUUUCGAGAAAGCAUGUGUCCUGUUCAACAUGGCUGGCAUUUACACACAAAUUGGAGCCAAACAGGAGCGGCACUCGUGCGCCGGUCUGGACGGCGCGGUGGACGCGCUGCUGCGCGCGGCCGGCACGCUGCGGCACAUCCACGAGAACUUCACCAACGCGCCGUCGGUGGACCUCGCCGCCGACACGCUGCUCGUGCUCGGCACGCUCAUGACCGCGCAAGCGCGCGAAUGCCUGCUGGAGAAGCUGCAGCUGCAGGCGCGCGAGGCCGGCGCGGGCGACGUCAGCCUCGACCUGGCGCAGGAGGCGGCGCAGCUGGCGCACGUGUACCGCCAGCUCUACGACAAGAUGCAAUCGGAAGGUGUUUUGAAUUACGUGCCAUACUCGUGGGUCUCAUUGGUCCAUGUCAAGACUGAGUUUUAUAAAGCGUUAGCUCAUCAAUACUGCGCGACGGGUUUACUGAACUCGCGCGCAAGUAAAGAACGACUGGCCGCUCUGUAUGGAGACAGAAGUACAGAGAAUGGUUCGUCAGGAUCCCCGGUGCCGAAGGAUCAGGAGCUGGACCAGGCUGCCCUGGGGCGAGCUCACCUCGCUGAAGCCACCGCUUUGUAUGAAGAAGCCUUGAGGCUGCAGCGGAUGUGCAGGGAGCUGCGCGGCAAGGAGGCGCUGUCGCGGGCGGUGCGCGCGCAGCUGGAGCGCGCCGCGCGCCUGGCGGGCCGCGCCGCCGCGCCCGAGCCCGACUUCACCGACCUCAUCGACGCGCCGCGAGUGCUGCCCUCAUCCAAAUUCCAACUAGCACUGACGCCACCGGACUUCGCACAGCACAGGGUCGAGGACUUGUUCAAAUCGUUAGGACCAAUCGCAAUAUUUUCAGCCAAACGACACUGGAGCGCACCACGACUCGUACAAUUACAAAAGAACAGAGAAAAACGCAAUUCAAGAAAGGAAAGAAUGAAUGGAAAAGUCGAUGAUUAUGAAGAGCUAAGAAACGGAAUGAAAAGAGUUAACGAAAAGCGUGACAGAUCUGAAGAUAACAGCGCUUAUUACAAUCAAAUCAUUAGAAGCGAUGAAAAAUAUACCGAUGAAUAUGAUAAAAAGAAACUACAUAGAGUUAUGAAGCAGAAUGGAGUUUAUAUUAACAGUUAUAACAAUAAUAAUUACGAUUAUCAUCCGAAAGUUAUAGAUUAUGAUUCCAAAUAUGAUUACAGGAAUAGAAUUGAUGGUAAUGAGAAUGGGGUUAAUGGAAAAGUGAAGAAUGGUAGGGAAAAGAAGAAGAGUGAUUUAAGAAGAGUUGCUAGUGAAUAUAAUGUGUCUUCUAAAGGUGAUGAAGACGGGUUUGGGUUUUCUGUUAGAGGCGACGCGCCGGUUAUUAUAGCCGCUGUGGAACCUAAUUCUUUGGCUGAGAUUGGUGGUAUGCGAGAAGGCGAUUUUAUAAUAUCAAUAGGCGAUAAGGAUGUGAAGUGGAGUUCCCACGAGGAAGUCGUGAGUCUCAUUCAGCUGAGCGGAGACACGCUUACCAUGAGACUCGCCACGCCUAUGGACAAGAGCUGCUUGAAGGCCUCCCCCGAGACCACUCGCCAAUCAAACUCCAACCAGGGCUCCGUGUCGGCCGCGUCCACCGCGUCCAGCGGCUCCACAGCCGUCACAGCGAGGUCUUCAGCCCGUCGGGCGCCAUCUUGGAACCCAUUCCGACGACAUACGGCCAGAGAUAACAGCUCCCAUAGAGGAUCCCAUACGAGCAACGUUAUUUUCAGAUAAUUAUGUUUAACGCCAUCUAGUGACUUAAUUGUGUACGUAUGGGCGUAGAAAAAAAGGCGGAUUUAGUGUGGCUUAGAAAAUAGUCAAGCAUUGCAAUGGCGGCGUUAUACGCACGUGUAAGUGACAGAAAACUUGCAUUCGUGAGACAAUCUAUGAAGUGAUGGAGGCUGUCACACUAUUGGUGAGUGUGUGCGUGUAUAUAUACAAUGAGCCUGUCAUACUAUUGUUGCUUCAUUUUGCCGUAAAGUAAAACUUCGUCCGCCUUUCUUUCUGCGUCUAUGUGUGUACGUAUAUAUUUCUAAAGAUUGUGUAUUUCAAUUUAUGAAACCUGUUUUUUUUUAUAAAAAAAUUGGCGUGUCCUUUAUACUACACGAUUUAGUCGUUGUUUUAUAAAAAGAUUAUAAUAUAGUAUUUUAUCUUUGUAGCAUAAUGAAAAUGUUUUGCAUAUUUUGUUUAACGCCAUCUGUUAUUUAGUUUCUAGAAAUGAAAAUUGGAUUGGAUUUAAUUUGUUACGGUUUUAGGUUAUUUUUUAUUACCGCCUUCAUAUGUUUUUUUUUAAAUUACUUUUUUUCAUUAUUUCAUUCCCAUCGACUAGCGCUCCAUUUAAAUGUUUCAAUAUAUUAUAUUUAUGAGAACCUUGUUUAUAAAAUAGUAUUUACAUUUUUAUUCAAUUUAAAUUGCACAUUUAUCAUAUUUAUCGUUAGAUCUAUCAUGGCUAUGAUAUUCCAAAGCCUUUCUUUCAUAAAAGAUACCAAAUAAUUUAUGUUUAUUUAAAACUUUUUCAACCUUUAUUAUAAAAAAUGUUCAUAUAUUUUUCUUGUAGUUAAAUUAUUUCAAAUAACUACUUUAUUGGAAAAUUUAAAAAUAAUAAACAACUUAUAAAUAAAUACUAUUUAAAAGUAUGAAUAAUACUGUAUUUGUUUUAUAAAUUAAAAAUAAGUUUUUAAUUUGAAUUUAUAUUAGAACAAAUUGUCACAUCUUUUAAAUUAUAAAGGCGUGGACAGUUGUUUCCUAUUAUAUAUUAUAUUCCUUUGUUUUUGUUUUAAUAAAGCAGGUCUUUUUUUUCAGAGUAUUUGUUAUUUUGUGGCUCAAGAAAUAAUAAAUAUGAGAGAAAUAUAGUAAGUUAAAAUAAAAAAGUAUUAUUUUGAGAAUGUAAACAAUAAAUUGCAUGUUUUUUUCUAUUACUGUAUACUUAUAUAUGGACGGAGAAAAUCUUACAUACAAUAUUUUUAGACUAAAUUCUCAUUUUUUUCCUACCUCUUAUUGAGACUGUAUAUAUGUAUAUCUUUCAUUUUAUACAAACAUAACUUCCUCUGUUAAAAUGGUUGAGAGGUCCUUCACUAAUUAUUUACUUAAAUAUUUUUAUUCCUUACUUGUUGAUUAAAAAAAUAUUUUUUGUUGUAAAAUUGAUUUAAACUUGAAAUUAAUGUUUCUUUACUUAUAUUUGUACUUAAAAAAAAUUACUUUACUACAAUUUUACAGAUAUAACUUUUCUUACUACAAUUAAAUGUGAUAAUCCACAUCACAAAACUAAAAAGUUAAAAAAUGUGUUCUCAUAUUAACCGUCCUUUGUUACUAAACAUUACGAAGUAACAUCUUUAUACAUAGUAUUAGUAUAUUAUAAAUAUAUAAUUUAACAGUAUUUUCAAAUAUAUAUUAAGUUGAAUUUUGGUUGUGAUCGAUCUAUAAAAAGUCAAUUAACUUUUAAAAAUACAUUUAAUUGAUCGCACCCAGAAACUAUUAAGAAA
Messenger RNA from Amyelois transitella, 4752 nucleotides. It is a transcript of the gene Rhp, whose product is annotated as rhophilin-2-B. Gene Ontology annotation, molecular function: protein binding. Gene Ontology annotation, biological process: negative regulation of stress fiber assembly; signal transduction. Lineage: Eukaryota; Metazoa; Arthropoda; Insecta; Lepidoptera; Pyralidae. The record is from RefSeq and is a predicted model, not a curated record. The transcript has 16 exons. Bases 557 to 3004 code for a protein of 815 amino acids.